CCAGUCCCUUGGCGAUGGGUCUUGUAUGUGACACUCUUGCCCUCUAGUGCCUCGCCAGCUUGGUAGCAGUUGGAUGGCUAAUAUUAAUAAGGUGUUACAUAACAUGGGAGUGCUGGGCCAGGACUGGUGCUGCUGCCACUUGUGAAGCCAAAAAGCCUGAGUCGAUGGUAGUGGAUACUGCAGUUUCAGGUUCCUUACUAUUUAAACUUUCUCAGGCGUUUUCAGCUCUUUGAACUUUAAUUCCAGACUGCAUUUUCUGUGAAUCCCGAUCAAGUGAUACGAAUGUGUUGCAAUGGUGACAUAAAGUCUUGACUAAGACUGGGAAAGAAGCUGAAACACCAUCUUUUCUCUUGUUCUUUUCUUUAUUUCUUCUUUUGGUUUUUUAUGGUGCUUCGAUUGGGAACAUUCCAAGACAAGUAAUACAACAUGAGUUUUAUCAUGAAGCUUCACAGACAUUUUCAAAGGACGGUUAUUUUGCUUGCCACUUUUUGUAUGGUGAGCAUUAUUGUUUCUGCUUACUACUUGUAUAGUGGCUACAAACAGGACAGUGAACUCUCUGAGAUGUCUUCAGAAGUAGACUGUGGGACCCUGCAACACCUACCAUACAGGCUGAUGGAAGUGAAGACCAUAAAACCUUUUGAUGCCUCAAGGACAGACCCCAUAGUGCUGGUAUUUGUGGAGAGCCAGUAUUCCUCCCUUGGCCAAGACAUUAUUAUGGUUCUGGAAUCAAGCAGAUUCCAGUAUCACAUUGAAAUUGCUCCUGGAAAAGGGGAUCUCCCAGCACUUACAGACAAAACUAAAGGCAAAUAUGUUCUCAUUAUUUAUGAGAAUAUUUUAAAGUAUUUACAUAUGGACUCUUGGAAUAGAAGCCUUUUAGAUAAAUACUGUGUUGAAUAUGGUGUGGGUGUUAUAGGAUUCCAUAAAACCAGUGAGAAGAGCCUUCAGAACCUUCAGUUAAAAGGAUUUCCUGUUUCUGUAUAUGGAAACCUUGCCGUAAAAGAUUGCUGCAUUAAUUCUCAUUCUCCACUGCUUCAUGUAACCAAAUCUUCGAAGCUUGAAAAAGGUCCUUUGCCUGGAACGGACUGGACAGUCUUUCAGAUCAAUCACUCAGCCUACCAACCAGUAAUAUUCGCCAAAGUAAAAACUCCAGAGAACCUUUCUCCUCCUAUUUCUAAAGGUGCUUUUUAUGCCACUGUUAUACAUGACCUGGGUCUCCAUGAUGGAAUUCAAAGAGUACUUUUUGGCAACAACUUGAACUUUUGGCUUCACAAGCUCAUCUUCAUAGAUGCCAUUUCCUUCCUGUCAGGAAAGAGGCUGACAUUGUCCUUAGACAGGUAUAUUCUUGUGGACAUUGAUGAUAUCUUUGUUGGAAAAGAGGGAACAAGAAUGAACACCAAUGAUGUUAAGGCCCUCCUUGAUACACAAAAUCUAUUGCGAGCGCAGAUCACAAAUUUCACUUUCAACCUGGGAUUUUCAGGAAAGUUUUAUCAUACAGGAACUGAAGAUGAAGAUGAAGGAGAUGACUGUCUAUUGGGGUCUGUUGAUGAGUUCUGGUGGUUUCCUCAUAUGUGGAGCCAUAUGCAGCCCCACCUUUUCCAUAAUGAGUCAUCAUUGGUGGAACAGAUGAUUCUCAAUAAAAAAUUUGCCUUGGAGCAUGGUAUUCCCACCGACAUGGGUUAUGCAGUGGCCCCACACCAUUCCGGUGUUUACCCUGUACACGUUCAGCUGUAUGAGGCCUGGAAGAAGGUUUGGAAUAUUAAAAUCACCAGCACUGAAGAGUACCCACAUCUGAAACCAGCUCGAUACCGCAAGGGCUUCAUCCACAAAAACAUCAUGGUUCUCCCAAGACAAACCUGUGGGCUUUUCACUCACACAAUUUUCUACAAAGAAUAUCCAGGAGGUCCUAAAGAACUGGACAAGAGUAUCCAAGGAGGUGAACUUUUCUUCACUGUGGUCCUCAACCCAAUCAGCAUUUUCAUGACUCAUUUGUCCAACUAUGGAAAUGAUCGGCUUGGCUUGUACACAUUUGUUAACCUGGCCAAUUUCGUCCAGAGCUGGACUAAUCUGCGUCUUCAGACUCUGCCUCCGCUGGAACUGGCUCAAAAGUAUUUUGAGCUCUUCCCUGAGCAGAAAGACCCUCUCUGGCAGAAUCCUUGUGAUGACAAACGCCACAGAGAUAUUUGGUCUAAAGAAAAAACCUGUGAUCGCUUACCAAAAUUCUUGGUAAUAGGACCCCAGAAAACUGGUACCACAGCUUUGUAUUUGUUCCUGGUUAUGCAUCCUUCCAUCCUUAGUAACUCCCCCAGCCCAAAAACCUUUGAGGAGGUACAGUUCUUUAAUAGAAAUAACUACCACAGGGGGAUUGAUUGGUAUAUGGAUUUCUUCCCAGUCCCAUCUAAUGUCACCACUGACUUUCUGUUUGAGAAGAGUGCCAAUUACUUCCACUCAGAGGAAGCUCCUAAAAGAGCUGCUUCUCUCGUGCCCAAGGCCAAAAUCAUCACCAUCCUCAUUGAUCCAUCAGACCGCGCAUACUCAUGGUACCAGCAUCAGCGAUCGCAUGAAGACCCCGCAGCUCUGAAGUUUAGCUUCUACGAAGUGAUCUCAGCCGGUCCCCAUGCACCCUCCGAGCUUAGAGCCUUGCAGAAGAGAUGUUUGGUCCCUGGGUGGUAUGCCAGCCACAUCGAGCGAUGGCUUGUUUAUUUCCCUCCCUUUCAGUUGUUAAUUAUCGACGGGCAACAGCUGAGAACCGAUCCAGCUACAGUGAUGGAUGAAGUACAGAAGUUUUUGGGAGUGUCGCCUCAUUAUAAUUAUUCUGAAGCUUUAACGUUUGAUUCUCAUAAAGGUUUCUGGUGUCAGUUACUAGAAGAAGGUAAAACAAAAUGCCUUGGGAAGAGUAAAGGAAGAAAAUAUCCCCCAAUGGAUUCUGAUAGCAGAGCAUUUCUCUCAAGCUAUUACCGGGAUCGCAACGUGGAACUCUCAAAGCUGCUGCACAAGCUGGGGCAGCCUCUGCCAUCCUGGCUGAGACAAGAGCUGCAGAAAGUGAGAUAGCACUGAGCAAAAAUGCCUUGAGGAUUCACUUUCCAUGGGACAUCCCCCUUUUCCAAAGCUUCUAGAAGCUACCAAAAGGCUGUUGAAAAAUAUACCUCUUUAAGUGAGAACAAAAGGAACAAAGUUCCUUCCAUGUGCUGGCAUAUGGAUG
This is a messenger RNA of Elephantulus edwardii (Cape elephant shrew), 3199 nucleotides long. RefSeq names its product N-deacetylase/N-sulfotransferase (heparan glucosaminyl) 3 (gene NDST3). Gene Ontology annotation, cellular component: Golgi apparatus. Bases 427 to 3048 code for a protein of 873 amino acids. NCBI's taxonomy places the organism in Eukaryota, Metazoa, Chordata, Mammalia, Macroscelidea, Macroscelididae. Gene Ontology annotation, molecular function: deacetylase activity; heparan sulfate N-sulfotransferase activity. The transcript is spliced from 14 exons. The record is from RefSeq and is a predicted model, not a curated record.